AUGGACGGCGGACCGCGCCAGAAGGACAUGGCCGAUCGCAUCAAGGCCCAGGUCAAGCGGCAGGCCAGCCACCGACGGCACCGGCAGUACAUGGAAGUCCUCGAGACAGGUACGCGGAGCGUGCAUCUCGGAGCUGGAGGGCAAGGAGGCAGCGCCGUCAACGGGCUCAACGGGCUCGACAACAACAACAACAACAACAACAACAACAACAACAACAACAACAACAGCAACAGCAACAGCAACAGCAGCAGCAUCAGCACCACCGGUCCAGUCUACGAGGUGCUGCCGAGAGAAGGGGAGGUGAACAGGGGAGAUAGGGAGUUCGGCAUCGUCGAGUUCCUGACCAGCGACAGAGACGAGUGCGAUAACUCCCACUCCCACUCCAACGGGUGGUCGUCCUCAUCGGCCACCACCCCUCCCGACGGCAGCAACGGCGGUGACGGCAACGACAACAACAACAACUACAACAACAACAACUACAGCUACAGUGGCCACGAAUCCGACGAGAUGAGCGUGCACUUCAUCAUGAUCUACCUAGACUACAUCUUCCCCUACCUGUUCCCCUUCUACCGGCCUCCCGUCCUGAGCGGCGGCCGCGGCUGGGUCCUCGACAUGCUCCACAGGAACAGGACCGUCUACCACACGGCCAUCUCGCUGGCCUCGUACUUCUUCGGCACCACCAUGUCGGGCGGCAAGAUGCCCCUGUCCCGGUGCAACCGGGAGAUGGGCCGGCGCCUGCAGGACCAGCUGGAGAUGGGCCUGCGCGAGCUGCACCGCGAGAUCUCCCGCAUCAACAGCCGGCCGGGGGGUCCGGACGUGCCGGAGAAGCUGGCGGCCAUGCAGAGCAUCGUCAACAUGGUCGUCUUCGAGGUCGCCAUCAACAGCAGCGACAGCUGGAGGGUCCACCUCGACGCCGCCAUGGCCCUGUUCACCCAGAUCAUCCCCGACCCGUCCCGCUGGUCCGACACCCUCCAGGGCCUGCGCGGCCGGAGCUGGCCCCCGCCGUCCAUGGGCGCCCGGCGGCCCUGGAGCUCCGACCAGGCCGCCCUGCGCUUCUUCACCGCCAACCUCGUCAAGAUGGACGUCCUGUCCAGCAUCGCGCUCGACCGCCAUCCUCGCCUGACGUCCUACCUCGACGCCGUCGCCCCCGACCUCGUCUCCCCGGAGGACCGCCUCAUGGCCUCGAGGGCCGGGCCCCUCGCCCUCGACGACUUCGUCGGCCUGGAUAACGCCACCCUGCGCGUCGUCGGCGCCGCGUCGUCCCUCGACACCUGGAAGAAGGAGCAGCUGCGCGCCGGGAGGACCCCGACCGCCGCCGAGCUGGCCUCCAGGGCCUCCCCCCUCCUCGACAUCCUGCUCUGCCGACUCUCCGCGCUCGACGACCUGGAGAGCCGCGCCGGCCCGCCGGCCUCCGCCGUGUCUCCGUACGGCGUCGCAGACCUCCUCUUCCACCUCGGAAUCAGCGCCGACAGAGGCUCCCACGACGAUCCUGCCCGCGUAGCCUUCUCCAGGAUCUGGCUGCUCGCCAUACUCGCCUACCUCCACACCAUCAUCCAGGGGUGGAAGCCCGACCACCCGGAUAUUAAGCGCUGCGUCUCGGCCGUCACCGAUGCCGCACGUGCGACUCCCUACGGCCCGUGCGUGCGCGGCGUCGCCUUACCCAUCUGCAUCGCCGGCUGCCUGGCGCCCCGCGAGGACGAGACGGUCUACCGUGGGACUAUCUCGGGCCUCGGCCCUCUUCACGGCUUCGGUUCCAUGAAGGACGUCGUCGCUAUACUGGACGAGGUCUGGCGCAGGAGAGAUCAGCUCGACGAUUCGUGGGACGUCGCCAAGUGCCUGCGUGUGCUGGGCCAUCCGACCCUCAUCAUAUAG
Molecule: messenger RNA, 1872 nt
Organism: Geosmithia morbida
Lineage: Eukaryota; Fungi; Ascomycota; Sordariomycetes; Hypocreales; Bionectriaceae
Product: Fungal Zn(2)-Cys(6) binuclear cluster domain
Exons: 1
Coding region: 1-1872 (623 amino acids)
Biological process (GO): positive regulation of transcription by RNA polymerase II
Cellular component (GO): nucleus
Molecular function (GO): DNA-binding transcription factor activity; transcription cis-regulatory region binding
Source: RefSeq, a predicted model, not a curated record